This is a messenger RNA of Quercus robur (English oak), 1980 nucleotides long. RefSeq lists its product as uncharacterized. The transcript is spliced from 5 exons. The record is from RefSeq and is a predicted model, not a curated record. Bases 384 to 1598 code for a protein of 404 amino acids. NCBI's taxonomy places the organism in Eukaryota, Viridiplantae, Streptophyta, Magnoliopsida, Fagales, Fagaceae.
UCCGUUACAUUUUUUUAUGUAAACUUCGUCCACUUCGUUGCGUUUGAUUCUCUGAUUUGAUGUUUUGAUCCAAAAUCUGGCAGUGUACAACUUUGGGACUUUCAAGAGUGAUGGUGUGGUUCAAAUCCAAUCAAAUCUACGUACACUAAGAUUGCUUCCCCUACAAAACUAAGGCCAAAAAGUGUUAUGUCAAAGCUACAGCUGUAUUAGAGACAAAUGCAUAUAAAGCUGAGCCCAGUUUCCAGUUUCAACCAUCUUGUUAUCCAAUGAGUUUUUUCUUUUGCAGUAAGAGUAAGUUGAGCUAAAAGGAAAAGGCCCGCUUCACCAUUUGGUGAGUCCAAAGCUUUAGCUAAACAACCAGUGCUUGGUUUGGACAGAAAACCAUGAAGAAAGUUUCAGUUACUUCCCACAAUUUGGGAACAUUGCCCAGCCCGGGAGCUCCUAGUUACCGGGAUAAGAGUGUUGGGAGCCAAAAGGGUUGGAGCUCAGAACGUGUACCACUGUCAAGUAAUAGAAGCCGAAGGAAUUCAAGUAGCGCUUCCUUUUUGUUGCCAUUUAAUAGUGGAAAGACUUUGCCUUCAAAGUGGGAAGAUGCUGAGAGGUGGAUUUGUAGCCCUGUUUCAGGAAAUGGUAUGGUUAAACAUUCAAGUUCUCAGCCUCAUAAAAGGCCUAAGUCCAAGAGUGGUCCAAUUGUGACGCCUCCAGAGGUUGUGUACUACUCCAAUUAUUCACCAGCAGUGCAGGGAUUUGAAGGUGGCAGUGUGAGGAAUAUGAUGGUGGGUUCUCCUUUAUCAGCUGGAGUAUUGGCUGCUGAUAGUGUUGUUGUUCAUUAUGGUAAUUCUAAUGGAGAACAAUCUUAUUUAAUGCAUUCUGAAAAUACGAAUUGGGUACAACAAUCUCCUAGUUUGCCUGGAUGGUUGGAGUUGUUGAGUGAGCCUUCAUUGUCUAGCUCUCAAGAUGAGAAACUUGAUGAAACUGAGGAAAUCAUGGAUUCUGGUGCUGUUUCACGAAGAGAUAUGGCAACCCAAAUGAGCCCUGAUUGUGGCUUCCACUCAUCUCCAAGAGGGAAGUCUCCAUUUUCUCCGACUCAUCAACCUUUGCCAUCUAAUAUUGUGGAAACAGAAGGUGACAAUUCUGCUAAAUUAGAAAUCAGGGAUGUGGAGGUUGACAAACGAGCUACUGUUAUUAGGUGGUCUAAAAGACGUACUAGUAAUGUGAAUAAGAAAGGGUUGCCACACGUUGAAGACCUGAAUAAAAAUUCUGAGGAAGCUCAAGCUUCAUCUUGGAAUAUUGCAGAGUCAGAAAUGAACAUUUCAAAGUUGCAAAGAGAGGAAGCCAAGAUCACUGCAUGGGAAAACUUGCAGAAGGCCAAAGCUGAAGCAGCAAUACAAAAACUUGAGAUGAAAUUAGAAAAGAAGAAAUCAUCAUCAAUGGAUAAGAUCUUAAACAAGCUGAGAGUUGCACAGAUGAAAGCCCAAAAAAUGAGAAGCACAGUUUCAGUCGAUGAAGUCCCCAAGAGUAAUCACAAGAUUUUUUCCUUCAAAAAGUAUGUGCAGAUGGGUUCCUUCAGCGGUUGCUUUACCUCCUAUGCGUCCUAAAUCCUCAUAUAUGUUUUGCACCAGAGUGUUGAUUGGAUUCUACAUUCUCUCUAGGUGAGAAGAACUGCGUUCACCAGCCAAAUUUGGAUGUUAAAAGUAGUCUAAGAUAAAAGGCCAAAUUGCUGCAGUAAGAAGAAUGACCGUAGUUUCUUUUCAAUUCAAAAGCAAUGAUUCACCACAUUUGUCAUCGGUGACUGGUAUAGAAGCUCUUCUAGCUAUUGUGCUCUUUAAUAUGUUUUGUUAAGAAGUCCCAUAUGUUGCAUUAUACGGAUACAUGAUGUGUUUAAUGAUUAAAAUUUUGUGCAUCAGACCAUGAGGGUAUUCUUGGAUACUUAAGACAUUAUAGUUUAGUGUGAAUACAAAUUUUCUUUUACAUGGUUUA